GAAACCACCACGAUCUCGAAUUGAACCACACUCUCCCUCUAUUCCAACCUCGGGGAACGAUUCCACCCAAGUCGAUUUAUACCAACACUCCCGAAAACAUCCGGGCAAUGUCCCUCCACACCUCCCUCCGCCGCAGCGCGGCCUCAGCAACCAGCCGCCUCCCAACAACGCCCUCCUCCACGACUUUCAUCUGCACACAAUGCCGACAUGCCACGCUACUGCGCCGUCCCAAGCGGCCCUACACCUUCACGCAGCUGAUCACCCUCUCCGACGGCAGCGCCUACAUGCAGCGCACGACGUCCCCGGCCCCCGUUUACCGCUCCACCCGUGACACCCGCAACACGCUGCUGUGGAAUCCCUCGUCCACCAAACUGAUGAGCGUCGAGGACGACGAGGCCGGUCGGUUGGCGGCGUUCCGUGCCAAGUACGGCCGGAUCUGGGAUGCGAAUACCCCGCCUGCUGCUGCUGAGGAGGGCGCGGAGAAGAAGUCUGGGGCGGAGGCUGAGGCUGCUGCUGCUGCCGCUAAGGCGCAGGCGGAGGCCGAGGCUCAGGAGGAGGAGGAUAAUUUGUUGGAUUUGAUUAGCUCGUUUGGGCAGGAGGAGGUGCAGGCGGGGGAUAAGAAGAAGAAUUAGAUUUUGGGUGAAGGAUGUUGUUGUCGGUUAUUGUUCUAUUAUAAAUUGCGUUUUUUGUGUCUAGAUCCUGGCUUUGGGGGAUUUCUCUUGUACAGUAUACUAUUUUAUAUCAUUGGGUGCAAUGUAUCAUGUGCAAUGAU
This is a messenger RNA of Aspergillus candidus, 772 nucleotides long. RefSeq names its product mitochondrial 54S ribosomal protein bL31m. Gene Ontology annotation, cellular component: mitochondrial large ribosomal subunit. Lineage: Eukaryota; Fungi; Ascomycota; Eurotiomycetes; Eurotiales; Aspergillaceae. The record is from RefSeq and is a predicted model, not a curated record. The transcript has a single exon. The coding region runs from base 108 to 632 and encodes 174 amino acids. Gene Ontology annotation, molecular function: structural constituent of ribosome. Gene Ontology annotation, biological process: mitochondrial translation.